AUGACCAAUGCCCACGGCUCUUUAUCCUGUAAUGCUGUGACAUACUCGUCAGGAGUUUCUUGGGUAGGUGGUUCUCAGGAGCAGCCGGGGUGGUUAGAUGAUGAUUUGGCCGUGGAUGCUGCUGCAAAGGCUCUCAAAGCUUUCAUCAAAGCUCCAUGGUGGGAACGGAUAUGGACAGUCCAAGCACCCAUUCUCCCUCAUCAAGCAACAGUCUUCUGGGGUCCCUGCGAAAUCUCAUGGGACUCGAUGCGCAAGGCAGCGGAUGGCUUCUUUGAAAACAGUGCACCCGGAAUCCCCCGGGCAUUUGGGGACAACGGGAGCGUUGUCGACCUUCAGUGUGUGAUGAGAGGGCUCCAUAUCACCCGUAGAGAGCCGCUAUUCCAGAUUCUUUGGCGUUGGAGAAACCGUCAUGCCACAGACCCACGAGAUAAGGUAUAUGGUGUUUUGGGAUUCCGAGAUGAUGUCUCCCUUCCCACAAUCGCAAAAUGUAAUUGUUCUUUCGACGCACGAGAAGUGUAUGAGCAGACCACCAUCGGUCUUAUUGACGCGAGCGGCGAUUUGCUGCCUCUGAUCGGUAGAGGGGGCGAAGGGUCAGAUAUCCCCGGUAUUGCCUCGUGGGCUGUGGAUUGGAAUGGCGUCUAA
This is a messenger RNA of Fusarium redolens, 642 nucleotides long. RefSeq lists its product as uncharacterized. Lineage: Eukaryota; Fungi; Ascomycota; Sordariomycetes; Hypocreales; Nectriaceae. The record is from RefSeq and is a predicted model, not a curated record. Bases 1 to 642 code for a protein of 213 amino acids. The transcript is spliced from 2 exons.